This is a messenger RNA of Rubroshorea leprosula, 315 nucleotides long. NCBI's taxonomy places the organism in Eukaryota, Viridiplantae, Streptophyta, Magnoliopsida, Malvales, Dipterocarpaceae. The record is from the annotation of a GenBank genome assembly.
GGUGAAAAGAAAAGCAAGCUUUGGUGAAGUUCAUGGCGCGAACCCUAACCCUUCACUACCGAGGUCUGGGAGAGGAGGAUUUUGCUCGUCCUACUUGGUCUCGUGGAGGCCUUUUGCGGGGGAGUAGAGAUGCAUCCCAAGGUUGUUUUUGGAGUCGCUUUGCUGUUGGAUCUGGCGACGGUGGUAAUAAUGCUGACGGCCACGGUGGUGGUGGUCAUCAUGGUGGUGGCCGUGGUGGCGGAUGUUGUGGUGGUGGUAGUGGCUGCAUAUGAUUGAAGUAUUUUUGAAUUGCCAGUAUAAAAUCAGGUUAGCAAU